This is a messenger RNA of Stylonychia lemnae, 4755 nucleotides long. Lineage: Eukaryota; Ciliophora; Spirotrichea; Sporadotrichida; Oxytrichidae. The record is from the annotation of a GenBank genome assembly.
AUGACACUGAAAUUACCAUUUUAAAAAUGCCCUAAUGCUUCUGUUGACCAUAGAAGUUUUUAUUUGAAGUUUUUGCUAGAUUUAGCCUUUAUUGGUUCACAUGUUUUAUUUGCAUCUUUUCCAUCACUUUUUCAGUAUGUCGAUAUUGUAGGGGUGAUUUUACUACUUUUAACACUUGGAGUCUGUCUCAGUAAACAAUUUGUAGUUCCUAUCUAUAAUAAAAACAUCAACAUUACUGUUAAUUUAAUACAUUGGGUCAUACUCUCCUGUUGCUUCAUAAUUGUAAUAAAUUCUUUUGACGAGUCAGUUACAUCUGUUAACAUGUACUAUCUAGCUAUACUUAUUCCAUUUAUGGUCGGAAUGUCAUUUUUAGUUCAGUAUCAUUGGGAAAACAGAGUAAUGGAUAGAAUCAGAAUAGGAUAAAGUAAGAUGGAAGUUCAGCAUUAAUACAUUCUAUACCUAUUGCAAGAGCAUAUUAGGAAUUUAAGGGCAGAUAAAGAUAAAAUGAGUUCAAGUUUGAAGUUUCUAUUUGGUAUAUUAGAUGAUCACAAUAGUGACUGCCUUAAAAAUAGCUGCCUCUGCCAUCAUGCUGAAUCAAUAGUUUGGAUUCUAAAUUAAAAAAGAGAUGAAAAUCAAAUAAUUAUUGAUCUGAGCACAUAGGAUUUAGAUUUCCUUAAUUCUAUUUAAGUUGAGAUACUUUACUCUAAUAACAAUCAAGUUAAUGCUCCUUUUACUUUCAAUGACUAUCUUGACAAAAAGUAUGUGAUGCUGAGAGAAAAAAGAGAAACAUUAAACUCAAAAAUGAUAAAUGAGGAUCUCAAAAAUAUUGACUUCAUUUUUGAAGAUGAUAGAAUUUAGAAAGAUCAGAGUGAGGAUAAUAUUUAUUAUAAAAUAGACUCUUAAAAACUCAAAAUGGCUUAUUUUGCAAACUUUAUAAGACAGUAUUUCGAGUCAGCUAUUACCAAAUUUCCAAAUAGCUAUGAUAUUAAACUACUUUAUUCCUACUUUGCUUUGUAUUUUAUGAAAAAUAUCUUCCUUUGCAUAAACAUAUUGAAAUAAGUGGACUUUUAAAAGCUAAGUUUGAUUGAAAAAACCAACUUUAGACUAAAUGAAGCUUUACUUUUAAUGGAAAUUUAAAACUAAUUUCUACUUCAAGAAAAUUAUCAUUAAGGAUUUCAGUAUGACCUUUUAGGAGUAAUGAAUUACCAAAAGGUAAAGUACAAACAAUAGAUGGAUCAGAGAAAUUUGGAUGCUGAAAGCUUUUUGAAUUACGCCAGGUUGCAGGAAAAAUUUAAUGCAACAAUUAUUUAGCUAAGCAAGCAUAUUAUGUAGUUUUGGUAUGUACUGCAAGAACCUAUCCUUCUAGUAGAUAAGGUAAUUUCUGAGGGUUUCUCAGUAGCUGAUUAUAUUGCCCUUACAUAUGAUACUUUCAACAAAAUGGAUGAAGCUAGCAAACAUAAAAAUGAGAAGAUCUAUCAUAGCUUUGCUAUUAUUCAUCAGCAACUACUAAAUGAUUCCUAAAGUUAUUAUUUAUAUCUCUCAAAGAUGAAAAAUGUAAUAAGUAUGAGAAAAUUUAUUAAGAAGAAUUAUCAGAUGAAUGACUCUUAUUUUGAGCUGGGUCUAUUACUUGUUAGUGCAAGAUAUGAGAAUUUUGGAAAAAUACUAGAAAAUAAUCAAAGUUUUUAAAGGAUUACAGGAUUUUCAACUAUUGACCUCAAGUAUAGCAGCUAUGAGAUUGUAAUGAAUGAUCUUGUCAAACUUUACCAUUCAAAAUUUGUAUCAGAUUAUAACCAAAACGGUGAGAGAAUAAUGCUUGAUAGAAAAGUUAAUCAAUUUAUUAAGAAGAAAAAUGGGUAUAUUAUACCAGCAUAAAUUAUAGUAAAGAAUCAUUUUUCAAAUACUUAUGGAUAUACUUUCAUUGCAUUCUUCAAUGAAAUACCAGAGUUACAAUUAGAUGGAAGUACAAGCAUUGGAAUCCCUACAAGCAAUCUGAUGUUUAUGCUUUGUGAUAAUCAAGAUGGUAGAAUUUAUAAUGUCUGUAAGAACUCUGCAAAAUAUCUUGGAAUAAAGAAGCACUAUUUGAUUUAGAAUUCAUCUUAUCUAGACUUUGAAAUAAGGAUAGGCUAGAUAUCACCUUACUUAGACAUAAAUAACUUCAAGGACAUAUUAAGAAAUAAUGAAAACAGGCAUGAUAACUUAUUCUAUGGAAUAUUCAAACUAGAUUUAAACUGCAUCAGCCAAAGAGUGUAAAGUGUUUUCUAAGCAACAAACUAUGUAAACGCUAGAUUCAAGAUAUUCUUCGAAUAAUUUCACAACAAGUCAUUUGAAUACUACGUAAUUGUGAUUCAGAUUAUAGAAUAAGAUUAGAUCAAUCAAAAUAGAUUGAGUUUGGGCUUUGAAGAUGAGAGAACAUAGACUAUGGGAUAGGAGGAUUCAGAAAUAAAUAAAGCAAUGGCGUACGAGGAUGCUAAUCAAUCCUCUAACUCUAGUACUGAUUCCUCAAAAUAAACUGACUUAAUUAAAAAUUAAACAAUCUCAAUGGAGAAAAAGACUCCAAGAAGCUUGAAAAUAGUUAUUCAGCUCCUUUUGAUUAUGUUUUUAACUAUGAUCACGGUAAGCGCAGUAAAUUUAUAUCUUACACAAUCAAGAUAGUAGAAAAUUAUAUCCUAAAUCGAGAUAGCAAAUAAAUCGUCAGGCAGACUUAAUUUUGCUGGUAGAUGCAGACUUAUGGUAAGAGAGCUGAUGAACAUUGCAAAUGGACUUGAACCAACUUCUACGAAACUCUUGAGCAAUAGAAGUCAAUAUUACAAAACCUAAUUACUCAUGUUUUAAGAAUAAUUAAGAAUAGGAUAGAAUUAAUUAGACAACUAUAACUAUUUAUUUUCAGAUCACUUCUAGGAGGAUGUGAAAAGAGAGAAUCUUUUUGUUUAAUAUUUAGAUGAAAAUGGUAGAAUUUAUGCUUCAAAUCAUACUCUAAACUAUUUGAUGAAUAUCUAUGUUUCAAAGCUCCUUGAAUUCUAUAACUAUAAUAUGACCUAACUAAAGACAAAAAUGGACAUUUAAUAACUUAAAAAUGCAUCUUAUAAAUUUAAGCCGACAGCUAUAGAUCAAACUAUCUUCUUUGUUAUUCAAAAUGGGAACGAUGUUUUGAACUCUUACAUUUGGACUACUGAUGAAUUAUAUAAUGAAGAAGUUGAGAAUUACGCCAAUGAUACUAUUUUUCAAACAGAAAUAACAAUUAUACUUUCAAUUAUCAUCAUAGCAAUAGUAUUUCUCGUUGUUACACCAAUCAUAAGUGUGAUUCAAGAUAGACAAUACUAAGCAGUUGCCUUCUUUUUACUAGUUCCUAAGAACUAAAUUGACAAGCUUAUAGAAUAAACUUAAAAAUGCUUGGAAUAGCUAAUUGUACAAGAUAAUCUUUAGUUGAAAUCUAAAUAAGGAAAAUAUAUAGCAGGAGAUUAAAAUGCUGACCAAUCCUCUAGAAAUGAAAUGAUGAGUUAAAAUAUAGGGGAGCUAUAAAAUAAUAACACCAAUAAUAACAUAUCAUUCUAAACUAUGAAUCACACAAAACAAGAAAAUACAAUAUCAGAUAUGGAUAUACUGGUCACACAUAAUCAGAAUGAUAUCAGUUUGUAUGAUGCUAAUUCAAAUGUAUCUAGAUAGCAACUUAAAGAUGAAACAUAAAGGUAAAUGCAAGGCAGAACUUUACUAAAUAGGCUUAAAAGUAGAUCGAAAUAAAAUAAUGACUAUUCAUCAUCUUCUUAAGCAUCAGAUGAAAUUUCACAUGAAAAUAUAAACAAUGACCAAAAUUAGGAAAAAUAAAACCAAGAUAAAAAAGUAGAAGAGGACAAGCUUAAUGAAAUUGAGGAAAAUGAAGGGAAGUAGUAGACAUUAUUAAAUUUCAAGAAAUCUAAAAGGAUUAAAGUGAUCACUAUUAGUUUAACUUUUAUGGUGUGCUUCUGUGUCUACUUUCUUGGAUCAUUCUUUAUGACAUAAAAUACCUAUAAUAGAAUAUUAGUAAUAAUGGACUAAUUAAACACUAUCUAUAACAAAGACAUCUGCAUAGAAAAUGCAAUGAUCUUUCUAAAGGAGAGCUUUGCAUAAAAUGUUUCUUAUGUACUGUUUCAUCAACCAAAAACUAUAGCUUCAAACUAUUAUAUUUAAUAAUGCCUAGAACUUGAACAUAAAUAUACAAUUCUAAGGAAAAAUUAGGAUACUGCUUUUGAUGAUGUAAAAAGGUUUAUGAUUGACAUUGAGACGGAUAGACUCUGCUAAGUUAUCUAUCCAAAUGACUCAGCAAGAUUAAAAGUCUGUCAGACAUCAUAUAAUGGAAUCCUAUUAAAGGGAAUAUAAAAUGCUCUAUCAAUAGUUAUUUCGAAUUUAAAUCAACUAGAUCUUAGAUUUAACUCUAUGAAGUAACGAACCUUGGAUGAGAUUAAAGUCUUCAACAAUAAUACAGAACUAAGAGAAAUGGUUGAGAUGAAAGUAUACAUUAUGGAUGAGAUAUUUAAUUAACUUAAGCUAAGAUCAUAUUCGUCAGGAACUUAAUACUUGGAUUAGCAAACAGCCUAGUAUGUCAUUUUCUUUACUGCUUUUAUCGCCACUAUUUUCGUACUGAUAAUAGUAAUUUUUGGAGUUGUGCUAAGUAAGAUGAGAAAUUAUCUAUGGCAAAUAAACUUAGCCAUGAAAGUGCUGCCUUUGGAUGAUUUACCAAAAGGAACAAUUAAUAAUCUGAAAAAAUUCUUCAAAAACUGA